Molecule: messenger RNA, 2889 nt
Organism: Lepus europaeus (European hare)
Lineage: Eukaryota; Metazoa; Chordata; Mammalia; Lagomorpha; Leporidae
Gene: STRA6
Product: signaling receptor and transporter of retinol STRA6
Exons: 20
Coding region: 191-2215 (674 amino acids)
Biological process (GO): vitamin A import into cell
Cellular component (GO): plasma membrane
Molecular function (GO): retinol transmembrane transporter activity; signaling receptor activity
Source: RefSeq, a predicted model, not a curated record
CCCAGCUCCUAGAUGGCUGUGCGCCUCCCUCCCUGGCCAUGGCUCGCCCACGCUCAGCUGCCUGUUGCUAAAGGUGACAGCAGCCACCGGGACUGGAUCACCGUCGCCAUCCACGGAGCAGGAGCCGGGCCCGGAGCCGUCAGUGGCAUUUUUAGCCUCUGGUCGGGGGCGGUCGGAGAAGGGCCCGGCCAUGUCCACCCAGGCGGCCGGGAACCAGACACCCUCCGGGCAGGCCGAGGAGGACGCCUAUGGCAGCUGGUACAUCGACGAGCCCCAGGGGCCUGGGGCGUCCCAGCCGGAGGGGGCAGUACCCGCCUGCCACCCCAGCGUGUCGCCCGGCCUGCUGCACGCCUGCCUGACCUCGCUGUCGCUCCUGGCGCUGCUGCUGCUGGCCCUGCUGCAGAGGCGCUCCCGGCUCUGGCCCCACUGCUGGAGAGGCAGGCCUGGACUGCCCAGCCCUGUGGAUCUGUUGGCCAAGGACGGCCCCUGGUCAGUACCCGCUGCUGUGCUCACGGUUGUCUUCAGCUCGCUGUGCCUGCUGCUCCCCGGCGAGGACCCGCUGCCCUUCCUGACCCUUGCCUCGCCUCCCAGCCCAGAUGGGGAACCUGAGACCCCAGGAGGGCCCUGGAGGAUGCUGGCCUUGCUCUACUACCCUGCCCUCUACUACCCCCUGGCUGCCUGCGCCCCGGCCGGGCACAGAGCCGCGCACCUGCUCGGCAGCGUGCUGGCCUGGACCCACCUUGGGGUCCAGGUCUGGCAGAGGGCAGAGUGUCCCCAGACACCCAAGAUCUACAAGUACUACUCCCUACUGGCCUCCCUGCCCCUCCUGCUGGGCCUUGGAUUCCUGAGCCUUUGGUACCCGGCGCAGCUGGCACGAAGCUUCAGCCGCAAGACAGGAGCAGGCUCCGAGGGGCGGCAGAGCGGCUACCACGAGGAGUAUCUGAGGAGCCUCCUGUGCCGGAAGAAGCUGAGACGCAGCACCUCCAAGCAUGGCCUGCUGUCGCGGGCUUGCCUCGGCACCAGACGCUACAUCUAUACUCCCCAGCCAGCUGCAGGAUUCCGCCUGCCUCUGACGAUCGUGCUUUCAGCCACCCUGACGGGGACGGCCAUUUACCAGGUGGCCCUGCUGCUGCUGGUGGCUGUGGUCCCCACCAUGCAGAAGGUGAGGGCGGGCGUCACCACAGACGUGGCCUACCUGCUGGCCGGCUUUGGGAUCGCGCUGUCCGGGGACAGGCAGGAGAUCGUGGAGUUGGUGAAGCACCACCUCUGGGCUGUGGAAGUUUGCUACGUCUUGGCCUUGGCCUUGUCCUGCUCGCUCACCUGCCUGGUCCUGGUCCGCUCGCUGGUGGCACACAGGGCCAACCUGCGGGCUCUGUACCGAGGGGCUGCCCCAGAGCUGGGCCCCCCGCCCCAGAGACCCCAGCCUUCCUGCCGAGCCCUACUCUGCUGGAUGAGCUUCAGCGCCCACCAGACGGCUUUCACCUGCCUCGGGCUCCUGGUGCAGCAGCUCAUCUUCUUCCUGGGGGCGGCGGCCCUGGCCUUCCUGUUGUUCAUCCCCGCGGUGCACUCCAGCAACCGGCUGCUGCUGCGGGCCCUGCAGUCCUCCUGGCACUUCUGGCUGACCCUGGCCCUGGCGCUGAUCCUGCAGAACGUGGCAGCCCGCUGGGCCUUCCUGGUCACUCGCCACGGACACCCAGAGCUGACCAACCGGCGAGCGCUGUACGCGGCCACCUUCCUCCUCCUCCCCGUCAAUGGGCUGCUGGGCGCGCUGGGGGCCGCCUGGCGCGUGCUGCUGUCCGCCCUCUACAACGCCGUCCACCUAGGCCAGAUGGACCUCAGCCUGCUGCCGCCCAGAGUGGCCACUCUCGACCCAGGCUACCACAUUUACCGGAACUUUCUGGAGCUGGAGGCCAGCCAGUCACAUCCGGCCGUGACCGCCUUCUGCAGCCUACUGCUGCGGGCACAGGGGCGCCAUCCCCGGCCGACGUGGGCUCCUGCCGCCCCCCAGGACAGCCUCAGACCCAGGGAGGAGGAGGAGGAGGAAGGGUUGCAGCUGCUACAGACGAAGGAGGCGGCGGCCAGGGGAGCAGGGCCCAGGGCCAGCCGCUGCAGGGCCCGCUGGGGCCUGGCCUACACGCUGCUGCGCAACCCCGGCCUGCAGGCCUUCCGCAAAGGGGCCCUGUCGGCCGCCUGGGCCAAUGGCACGCAGCCCUGAGGGCGGGCACGACCCACCGCUCUCCCCUCCCACACAUCCUGCUCCCCUACCCUCAGCUCAGCACAGCUCCGCCAGCAGGACCUGCCCCCCCAAAGGCUGCUUGGGUAGGGAGGGGCCGUCUGUGCUGAGAGCCUGGGGAGAGCUUGGCCUGCCCAUGGCCGUGGGGGCCAGCCAGGACUCUGACCCCUUAGGCGCUUGGUCCAGGAGCCAGCAGAGCUGGACAGCCACUCCCGGGCCUCUUCUCCACCCUGGCUCGGCUGCCAGCCUACAGGCCUCACCAAAACCUUCUCCUGACCGGCCUUUCGGUGCAGCUCUGCCUUGGCGCUCACCGGCCGUGGGCCAGCCGCGUGUUCCCCCUGCACCCAGCUGCCCUCCCCUCUGGCCCGCAGGCAGGGAGCCAGGCCAGGCCCCCUGGGCAGCAGAUAUGUUUGCAUUUUGCUGCCUUUUGGUGUCCUGGACGAGGCCACUGUGUUCCCUGCAAUAAACUCGAACCAAGGAAUAAGCCUCCUUGUGGGGAGGGCACCAGGCAGGAGCUGGGGAGUAGGAAGGGGUGUUCCCCACCCCUGGGUGCUGGGGGCUGCCCCAAAGGCAGCUUGGGGGUGCAGAUCAGGGCGUCUCUUAACCCCCACCGCUGGGUGCGUGAGUGAGGGAGCUGCUCGUGGUGUGGCCCCCCC